CGGGGCUGGGCCGCCCGCCUCACCAUGAUUCAGCUCUGGAAAGUGGUGCGGCACGUGCGACAGCUGGAGCUGCACCGCCUCAUCCUGCUGCUCAUCGCCUUCAGCCUCAUCUCCAUGGGCAUCCUGGCCUACUACGUCACCAACAGCCCCAAAAUCAAGGAGCCGCCGCCGCUGCCCUUCAGCGACUGCAGCAGCCAGCAGCGCGUGCUGAUCCCUCCGCAGGCCAGCUGGAGGCUUACCAAGUCCGUGGACACGUCGCGCACGGAGCCCGUGGUGCUGGUCUUUGUGGAAAGCAUUUACUCCCAGCUGGGGCAGGAGAUCGUGGCCAUCCUGGAAUCGAGCCGCUUCAAAUACAGGACAGAAAUCGCCCCUGGCAAGGGGGAUAUGCCCACCCUGACAGACAAAGACAGGGGCCGCUAUGCUCUUAUUAUCUAUGAGAAUGUCCUUAAGUAUGUGAACCUAGACGCUUGGAACCGAGAGCUGCUGGACAAGUACUGCGUGGAGUACGGCGUGGGGAUUAUAGGCUUUUUCAAAGCCAACGAGAACAGCCUACUCAGCGCGCAGCUCAAGGGCUUCCCCCUUUUCCUCCAUUCCAACCUAGGCCUGCGGGACUAUCACAUCAAUCCCAGCGCUCCCCUGCUCUACGUCACCCGGGCAAACGAAGUGGAGCAGGGGCCCCUGCCCGGGGACGACUGGACCGUGUUCCAGUCAAACCACAGCACGUAUGAGCCGGUGCUGUUGGCCAGCACCAAGUCCUCGGAGUCCAUUCCCCACCUGGCCACCCACAAAGCGCUGCACGCCACUGUGGUGCAGGACCUGGGUCUGCAUGACGGCAUCCAGCGGGUUCUCUUUGGCAAUAACCUCAGCUUUUGGCUGCACAAACUCAUUUUCGUGGAUGCCAUUGCCUACCUGACUGGCAAGCGCCUCUGCCUCACGCUUGAUCGCUAUGUCCUCGUCGACAUCGACGAUAUCUUUGUGGGCAAGGAGGGCACUCGCAUGAAGGUGUCCGAUGUAGAGGCUUUACUGAGCACCCAGAAUAAGCUGAGAACGUUAGUCCCAAAUUUCACCUUCAACCUGGGCUUCUCAGGGAAAUUCUACCACACAGGUACAGAUGAGGAAGAUGAAGGGGAUGACAUGCUGCUCAAACACAGGAAGGAGUUCUGGUGGUUCCCUCACAUGUGGAGUCACAUGCAGCCUCAUCUUUUCCACAAUGUCACCGUGCUGGCUGAGCAGAUGAAGCUCAACAAGCAGUUUGCUGUGGAGCAUGGGAUUCCCACAGACUUGGGCUACGCUGUAGCCCCCCAUCAUUCUGGGGUGUAUCCUGUCCACACGCAGCUCUACGAGGCUUGGAAAUCCGUGUGGAGCAUCCAGGUAACAAGCACAGAGGAGUAUCCGCACCUGCGGCCUGCUCGCUACCGCCGCGGAUUCAUCCACAACGGAAUCAUGGUUUUGCCUCGACAGACCUGUGGUCUUUUUACUCACACAAUCUUCUACAAUGAAUAUCCYGGAGGCUCAAAGGAGUUGGACAAAAGCAUUCGUGGUGGUGAACUCUUCCUGACUGUGCUCCUGAACCCAAUCAGCAUCUUCAUGACCCACCUGUCUAACUAUGGGAACGACCGCCUGGGGCUCUACACGUUUGAGAGCCUCGUCAAGUUUGUGCAGUGCUGGACCAACCUUCGCCUGCAAACGCUGCCCCCAGUCCAGCUAGCCAAAAAGUACUUUGAGAUCUUUCCCCAGGAGAAGAAUCCCCUGUGGCAGAAUCCGUGUGACGAUAAGAGGCACAAGGAUAUCUGGUCCAAAGAGAAAACCUGUGAUCGGCUCCCCAAGUUCCUUGUCGUGGGACCUCAGAAAACUGGCACAACGGCUGUGCACUUCUUCCUGACCAUGCAUCCCGCCGUCACCAGUAACUUUCCAAGUCCAUCCACCUUUGAGGAGAUCCAGUUCUUUAAUGGRCCCAACUACCACAAAGGAAUUGAUUGGUACAUGGAAUUCUUCCCCAUCCCCUCCAAUGCCAGCACAGACUUCAUGUUUGAGAAGAGUGCCAAUUACUUCGACACGGAGGUGGUACCRAAGCGAGGCGCAGCCCUGCUCCCCCGAGCCAAAAUCAUUACGGUUCUCAUCAACCCGGCGGACCGAGCCUACUCGUGGUACCAGCACCAGCGGGCUCACAGUGACCCUGUGGCGCUCAACUACAGCUUCUACCAGGUGAUCUCUGCAGCCCCGCAGGCGCCGCAGGAGCUGCGCAGCCUGCAGAGCCGAUGCCUGCUGCCCGGCUGGUACUCAGCCCAUCUGGAGCGCUGGCUAACGUACUACCCGCCCGGGCAGAUUCUCGUGGUGGACGGCCAGGAGCUGAGACACAACCCUGUCUCUGUCAUGGACAGCAUCCAAAAGUUCCUGGGUGUUACCCCACUCUUCAACUACACCCAGGCCCUCAGAUUUGAUGAAGCAAAAGGAUUUUGGUGCCAGCUGCUAGAUGGAGGGAAGACAAAAUGCCUGGGAAAGAGUAAAGGAAGAAAAUACCCUGAUAUGGAUGUCUCAUCACGGCUGUUCCUCAGAGACUUCUAUCGGGAACACAACAUAGAAUUAUCCAAGCUGAUGAACAGGCUUGGACAACCACUUCCAACCUGGCUCCAAGAGGAAUUGCAGAAUUCCAGCUGGAGCUGAGAGGGACUCGCCCACCCCCAGUGCCACUGGGAUGUGGGAUGCUCCGCCGUGUGCUACGACGCGUCUCUAGUGAAGCYGAACAACUGGACAAAUGAGCAGGAGCAGAGGAGGAACCCGCGUGUGGGGUGCCCCUCCGCCCUGUGGAAGGGUUACACGGAUUCCUGCCUACAGGGAGGACUUGCUUAAAGCAGGAGGAGAGCCGCACCCUUCGGCAACCGGCACUGGCUGAAGGGCCAAGGCCCUGCUCCUCCGCGUCCACGGCAAGGACCUGAGCGCUGAGCCGGCUGCGGAGGGAAGCGCAGCAGCCUCACGGGAAGGAUCCGGCCUGGCGCGCGGUGCCCGUGAUCCCGGCGGCUGCUCCUGCUCGCGGGCAGGCGGAGCAGCACCCGGCGCGGGGCAGAGCCCAGGUACCAACACCCUGCACAAACCCGGGGCACAGCCCAGGUACCAACACCCACAACAAACACCAUUGUUAGCAUGGGCAGGAGGUGCCGGGUGCUGCACAGCUGCACAAUGGGAGSGUCUCUGCAGGGAUUUUAACCAUUUCAGCAGCUCGAGCCUCGAGCAGUAACACUGACCCCCUGGCCAGGCUGCCUCAGGGCAGCACGGCGGCUGAGGGAGGCCRGAGCUCAGGUACGUGUAAGCUAAGGCUGAUGCAGGUCAAGCCAGACACAUCAGUUCCCCCUGUCUAAUUAGCUUCAAAAAAGCAAGGUUUUUUUUUCUCUUUCCAGCAGCUCCAGGGCCCCUACCCGAUACACUGAUAACUAAAAUCUGUUUAAUCCCCCUGCAGGCCCACAGUUCAAGGAGAAAACAGGUAAAAGGCAGUAUUGCUCGGAGCUGAAGGGAAGGCUCAGAGCUAGAAGUGCUUUCCUGGGGCCAGGGCGRGCGCUGCAGCGGCCAGCACAGAGCUCCACGGCGGUGCUUGGCCUCCUCCUGCAGCUGCUGGGGGGCCRGGCUCAGUGUAAUUCCUCCUCACACAUGUUCUCUCCUGCUGAGYGAUGGCUUCCCAAUCCUUUGGGCCAGCAUCCCUGCCGGGCACAGAKGGGUCUCAAAGGUCAGUGCAGUCCCAGAGAGGGCAGGAUCCAUCGGAACACAGAUUACAGCAACUUCCACCACCUUCAUAGGCUCCUUUUCUCCUGCCAGAGGAGCGAGGCUGCUUCAAGCAAGCUUUUCCAUUGAGCCUUAGGUAUUGUGUAUUUCUGAACGGUGCAUUUACCAUUGUAUGUAAAUGUAUAUAGUAUGCAAUAUAAUAUUWUAUUUCAUGGGCCCUUGGAAAGGGUAAUUUUGUGCAGCCAAAAAAAAAAAAAAAAAAGGACAGAAAGAAUAGAAACCUCUCUCUCGUUCCUGUUAGAGAAGAGCCCACCAUCCU
Molecule: messenger RNA, 4033 nt
Organism: Nothoprocta perdicaria
Lineage: Eukaryota; Metazoa; Chordata; Aves; Tinamiformes; Tinamidae
Gene: NDST2
Product: N-deacetylase and N-sulfotransferase 2
Exons: 13
Coding region: 25-2664 (879 amino acids)
Cellular component (GO): Golgi apparatus
Molecular function (GO): heparan sulfate N-sulfotransferase activity; deacetylase activity
Source: RefSeq, a predicted model, not a curated record